AGAGGUUGCAUGCACUGUCGCUAGAGUUUGCUAAACUUUUUGACGUGCAAUCCUCCUCAGGACGGCUGCCGAUAUUUUGAUAUUAUGCUCAAAUAUUUCGUCUAACGCCAUCAUCUGCUUGAAACUAUUCGCUGUUUUGACACUCUCGUUUUAUCUAUUUAAAUCGUUAAAAUUUUUUUUUAUAUCUAUAUUGUUCCGGGGAAUAUAUCAGCCAAAUCAUGAUUAUGUCUCGAGCAUCAAAGGGAAUGAAAAUGGAGAAUUCGACUUCUUAUGGAUCGGAGUUUUCUGAAAAAGAUUUUAGCAAGCCACAACCUAUUUAUUCAGCGACGAACAGCGGCUUCAGAAGGAACAAUCCGCAUCCCAGCAGAGAGUUUUUGGAGUGGAAGAUUCCUCGAGGAGGCGCCAGGGAGGAGCAGAUUGUUCUGGAUGAAGACAAAUUAAAGGAGGUUUUCAAGAAACAACUUGCCUCUUCAUACCAGCAAGACUAUCUGGGAACGCAACCCGAGGAGGCUGGGGAUAUCGAAGAGAGAAUGGCUGCUUUGAGGACGGACUCUAAAAAAAACUACUACAAGGACACCAGCAUGAGACACUCGUACAACGAACCUAAAGUGGAUGAAAAUCUCCAGGGCAAUACAACUCGUUAUGGGUGCAACGGUAAAAAACAUAAGAGCGCUAUUGGAAUAGUGCCGACAGUGCAACACAGCCCCCAAUCCCUGACUGUUUCCUCCAACACUUCCUACACGACACAGUUCGGCACUGCAUAACUCUCCGACAACUCAGAAUGGCAAUUUUCUCCGUUGCUUAGUUGCCGUAACUAUUUAACAAUACAUCUUUUCGGGCUUCAGAAUUCAUCUUGAUAUGAGAUAUUAAUUGCUCUUCAAGUGGACAUUGAAAGAAUUUGAAUCGUGUUUUAAAGUAUUUUAUGAAAGUAUUCAAUCCCUUUAGUUAAUCAAAUGCGAUAAUAGAAACUCAAUUUUCAUCUUUUA
Molecule: messenger RNA, 986 nt
Organism: Bolinopsis microptera
Lineage: Eukaryota; Metazoa; Ctenophora; Tentaculata; Lobata; Bolinopsidae
Product: testis-expressed protein 26-like
Exons: 5
Coding region: 219-764 (181 amino acids)
Cellular component (GO): cytoplasm
Source: RefSeq, a predicted model, not a curated record